AUGAAGCCGAAAUUCAUGCUUGACAUGUGCGAACUUGUCAAGGUGGUUGAGCCGCCGACGCAACAAAGCUCGUGUUCAUUCAUAUCGGGGGGUCGGGUGCGGAGUGGUUCAUUACCCUGCCAGUCUUCAUGGAGGAAACCACCCUCGCCACUACAACACCGGCAUCCACUAAUGUUGGGUCAGACAACAUGGCCGCAUCCGUCACAAAUGCCACUGCCGGCACGCCAUCAUACUCAAUGGCUUCUCUAUACCACUGCCGGUUCUGUGCUGAGCAUUCGCGUCUGUCGCGACAAUGCUAGCCGUCUUUCACUCGGCUAUGCUUAUGUAAAUUUCCAACAACCAACAGACGCGGAAAGAGCUCUCGACACAAUGAAUUUUGACAUCCUACAUGGCAGACCGAUGCGGAUCAUGUGGUCACAGCGAGACCCUGCCGUCAGAAGAUCAGGCACGGGCAAUAUUUUUAUUAAAAAUUUGGACAAAGUCAUUGACAAUAAGUCCAUCUAUGAUACAUUUUCGCUCUUCGGGAACAUUCUAUCAUGCAAGGUUGCCGUUGAUGAAGAAGGCAACAGCAAGGGGUACGGUUUCGUCCAUUUUGAGACGGAAGAAGCCGCACAGAGUGCCAUCAACAAAGUCAAUGGCAUGCUCCUUGCCGGCAAGAAAGUAUUCGUAGGAAAGUUCCAGCCGAGAAGUCAGCGAAUGCGCGAGAUGGGCGAGUCCACAAAAAAAUUCACAAACGUAUUUAUAAAAAACUUCGGUGAUUCGCUCGAUAAGGAAGGACUCCAAAAGCUUUUCGAGCCUUUUGGUAAUAUCACUAGCUGUGCGGUUAUGACCGAUGCGGAGGGAAAAUCGAAAGGUUUUGGAUUUGUCGCUUACGAGCAGCCGGAGAUGGCCGAGAAGGCCGUAGCAGAAAUGAACGACUACGUCAUCGAAGGUACUGACCACAAAUUGGUUGUAUGCCGUGCACAGAAGAAGAGCGAGCGUAGCGCCGAAUUGAAACGCAAAUAUGACCUUCAAAAGGUGGAACGAAUGCAGCGCUAUCAGGGUGUAAAUUUGUAUGUAAAAAAUCUUGACGACACUGUUGAUGAUGAGGCUCUUCGCAAACAUUUCGAAUCAUAUGGAAAAAUUACUUCUUGCAAGGUUAUGACUGAUGAAAAUGGUCGAUCAAAGGGUUUCGGUUUUGUAUGUUUCGAGAAGCCCGAUGAGGCUACUAACGCAGUAACAGAGAUGAACUCGAAAAUGGUGUGCUCAAAGCCGUUGUACGUAGCUCUGGCGCAACGCAAAGAAGAUCGUCGAGCGCAGCUUGCGUCGCAGUACAUGCAGAGAUUGGCAAGCAUGAGACUCAGCAACAAUGUUCCCGGCACCAUGUAUACGCCAAGUCAGGGCGGAUACUUCGUCUCCAGCACCCUACAGAAUCAGCGAGGUUUUGCUCCUGGAGCCAUGGCUGGCACGGCAAUGAGAAGUUCCGCACGCAACUGGCAGAGCAACUUCGGUGGCCAAAGUCCUUACAUCGUUCCAGGUGGACCGGUGUUCCAGGGACGCGGACGUGCUGGAGGAACCACUGGAGAUAUGAGGGCUCAACAAUUUACUCAGAAUGCUGUACAGGGUGGAAAUCGUCUUGCAGGACAGAGAGUGGUACCGGGUGGCGUUGCCGGUCAGGCACAAGGUGCUGGCCAACGCCAGCAUCCGGGCCAAAGACCUCAGGCUGCGGGUGGAAAGCAAAAUGCCGCUCCUCUGUUCCAGCAGUACCCUCAGAGUCAGCAGCAAAGACCUGCUCCCAUUGCUCAAGGGAUUGUUGUCGGAGGACAAGAACCUCUUACCUCUCAUAUGCUCGCCCAGGCCGCUCCUCAGGAGCAGAAACAACUGCUUGGUGAGCGCAUAUACGCUCUCAUUGAUCGACUGUACCCUGUCGGCGGCCAAAAUGAACUGAAAAAACAACAAGGACAAAUUACUAUCUGA
Messenger RNA from Cylicocyclus nassatus, 1956 nucleotides. Lineage: Eukaryota; Metazoa; Nematoda; Chromadorea; Rhabditida; Strongylidae. The record is from the annotation of a GenBank genome assembly.